GGGGUGAAUGCAGGGCACGCACACGCGGAUGUGGAGAAGAGUGCAGCUGCGGGCGGCGCGGGCAGCAUAGACAAGGUGAAUAGGAUGUCGGCGGAGGGGACGAUGGAGAGCACCCACCCCGAGGCGGGCUUGCCUGAGAAGACGGAGAUGCAGGCCCCGCGGGGUGGGAACCCGCCCCAGUACUUGACGGGUCCCAGGCUUUGGACGCUCUUUGGGUCGAUGGUUCUGACCGUUUUCUUGACGAGUCUGGACGGCACAAUCGUCGCCACAGCCCUCCCGCGUAUCGUCUCCCAGUUCGAUGCGCUCCAUGACGCGACCUGGGUCGCCGUCGCCUACAUGCUCACCCGGACGGCACUCAUGCUCGUCAUCGGCCAACUCGUCAACGUCGUCCCGCUCAAGACGCUCUACCUGCUCUGCGUCAUCUUCUUCGAGGGCGGGUCGGCCCUGUGCGGCGCGGCACCGAACAUCAAUGCGUUGAUCAUUGGGAGGGCUAUUGCGGGGAUCGGGUCGUCUGGGAUCACCGUCUGCUACAUCGCGGCGAUAGUCAGCUUCACGUCGCUGACGCUGCGGCCGUUGCUCCUCGCGGGGCUGUCUGUCGUCUUGGCUGUGUCGACGAUCUGUGGACCACUGCUCGGUGGAGCGUUUACAGAUCGUGUCUCCUGGCGUUGGUGCUUCUACAUCAACCUCCCGUUCGGCGGCCUCGCCGUCGUGGCUAUCUUCCUCUGCAUGCCCAGCCGGCCCGCCCCCCAGGGCGCGGACAAGCCGUUCUUCACCCGCCUCCGAACGGGCAUCGACUGGCUCGGGUGCGUGCUGACGGUCGGCCUGACGACAUGCCUUCUGCUCGCGAUGCAGUGGGGCGGCGUGACGUACCCCUGGGACAGCGCGACGAUCAUUGCGCUCUUCGUCGUGUUUGCGGUGUUGCUUGUUACUUUGGUGUUCUGGCAGAGAUGGUUUGGGAAGAGGUCGUUGAUACCACCGACGAUGCUGACGAGGAGGACACAGGUGUUUGCGAGCUUGGAGACGUGUUUCUUGCAGGCUGCGUUGACAAUCACGGUGUACUACCUGCCUGAAUGGUAUCAGAUCAAGGGGAGCAGCCCCGUCGCUGCAGGUGUCAAUGUCAUGGCGUUCAUGUUGUCAUAUCUCAUUGCCUCCGUGCUCGCGUCCAGCGUCGUUUCCCGCGUCGGAUACUACUGGCCUUUCCUCGUCUUCUCUCCGCUCAUCUCAAUACCUGGUGCGGUCAUGUUGUACCGCUCGGGACCGGGGACCUCGACCGGUCACCUCAUUGGGUUCCAAAUCCUCUUGGGGGCUGGUAUCGGGGGCGCGUUCUCUUCGCCCAACGUCGCCAUUCAGAGUGAUUGGGCAGACGUUACUCGCCGGAGCACGCUCGCUACGACCAUAUCCACGUUUAUGGGCUUCAUCGGCGGUAUCAUCGGCCUCAGUUUGGCGGGAACGUUAUUCGACAACAGUCUCGGCAAUCACCUCGCUCAGGUCCCGGGCCUCUCUGACGCGCUUCGCACUGAGGUCGCAGAGAGCAUCGAGGUGAUCGCGACCCUCCCCGAGCCGCUCCGCGCCGCAGUCAUCGACGCUGCUAUUGGGGCUGUGAAGCCGACGUGGCUGCUCGUCCUGGGCUGCGUCGUGCUCGGUAGUCUGUGUGGAGUGUUUGUGAAGAACCAUAACAUCAAGGAACGGGCGAAGUUGCAGCCACAGGAGUGAGGAUGCGGAGGGACAUUCUAUUUUAGACUACGCCGUCGCUCUUGCUUUGUUUCUCUGUCGGUGAUACUACGAUACUGUUUGGAGUAAAUCCUAUCGAACGUGCUGUAGUCCCUGUAAUUUCAUUCGAAGUGUCAAUUCAAUCUCCUUGUUGUCUUGUGCCCCUGGUCCAUGUCAUCACCAGGAAAGUGACCGAUAGCUAAUGCAAGCACACUGCAGGUGGACAGAUGAUAGUGAUUCUCCAUAGUUGUGUCCCCAAUGGAACGCAUGUUACGCAGCUCGAUUCAGAGUGAGGUUCGCCCGAGACGUGGCGAAGACAGUACUAACGGCGCCCUCGUUCUUCCUACCAGCGAGGACC
Rhodofomes roseus is the source of this 2068-nucleotide messenger RNA. Its product is annotated as major facilitator superfamily domain-containing protein. Bases 85 to 1713 code for a protein of 542 amino acids. The transcript is spliced from 22 exons. Lineage: Eukaryota; Fungi; Basidiomycota; Agaricomycetes; Polyporales; Fomitopsidaceae. The record is from RefSeq and is a predicted model, not a curated record. Gene Ontology annotation, biological process: transmembrane transport. Gene Ontology annotation, molecular function: transmembrane transporter activity.